AUGCCGAAUAGCCAUUCUCCAGAAGAGACUGUUGGGAGUGAGCUUACUAUUUACGACACGGGCAUUACGUCUCACCCUCAAUGGGAGUUCUCAGAAUUCACAAACCCCCUAGCAUCCCUGGGCGCCGUCCAGGACGAACUUGAUAUCACAACCUUGCCAAGGCAUAACUGCCUUCCCCAAGCCCCUUUAUCGCUCUGUACGGAAUCCAACUCGGCGUACAAUUGGGGUCAUGCAAACUAUUCCAUCCAGGAUCAAACUUUAUCGCCUGAGCCCCCGGCAAUAAUCUAUCAGAAACCAUCGUCGGCUUUAAUUCCUGAAUUGCCAUCAUCGGUCGAGUUGGACAAAAGACCUAGCCGAAAGAGGAAGGCAAACCUCGAUGAACCCAAAACUCUCAGGUCUGCUGGAUGCAAUGCUAGAGGGGGUACCGACACCAAUGGCGAAAGGAGGAAAAGAACUGUUGCGGAGGCAAAGGAAGUUAACGCUAGUGACAAUAUAUCUAAUCGCGAAACCGAAAAGCAAAAGCAGGUUCAGCAAAGAAAUCUUAUCGCUGCGAAGAAAUGUCGCCUAAGAAAGAAAGAAGACCUGAUGAGACUUCAGUCCGACGAACACGAGCUGGAGGAACGUCAUAGGAUGCUAUCUAGCUGUGUGGAAGAAUUGAAAGAAGAGAUUCUAUAUCUAAAAAUGCAACUACUACAGCACUCGAGCUGUGAGUGCACUCCAAUACAUCGUUACAUAGAGAAAGAAGCACAAUCUUAUAUUGAUGCACUGAGCCCGAGGUGGACUACAUAA
Fusarium venenatum is the source of this 789-nucleotide messenger RNA. The record is from RefSeq and is a predicted model, not a curated record. NCBI's taxonomy places the organism in Eukaryota, Fungi, Ascomycota, Sordariomycetes, Hypocreales, Nectriaceae.